UCGUGUCACCUUUUGGCGGUUUCAAGUUUUAACCUUUUUUUCAGUUUCACUCUCUCACUCUUCUCUCUCUCUUCAAUUUAACACUGAGACAGAGUGAGAGAUUCGAUUCGAUCUUCAAACCUAUUUCUUCAUUUUCUCUCCUUUCUUCCAUAGGUUAGAUCUCGUUCUUCUCUAUCUUUUUAUUUUCUUCUGAGUUUAGGGAUCGAUUUCUUCGAGGAUGAUAUUCAAGAGAAUAUGAGAUGGAUCGGGAAGAAUAUUUGCGGAAGUGUUCCAAUAUGAAAUGCCAAAGAGUUCAGGUGGAUGAAUCAUAUGCGCCUUCACUUCAAGAUGAUGAAAUGGAAGUUGAGCAUUUGCAUGCAGAACCUAGAAAUGAGCAUGGUUCAAUGGAUGGCAAUUUGGCUUCUCAUAUAGCUCUGAAUGACAAGGAUGAUUUGGAACUGGAGGUCCUUGAUGGAUUCCUGGAUGAUGUUGAAAUCGGUGAUCUUGAAGGAACUGUUGGUUUUUCCGAUGCAUGUGGAGGGUUUUUCUUGGAUUUUGAUUUUGCCACCGACGUUGAGGUACUAGGCUCUGGUGCUUAUGAAGACUCGCUUUUGGAAAACUCAAAUUCAGAAAGUCAUUCCCCAGGUUUUAGUGGAAGUAGCACCGCUGGUGGGAUAUCAGAUUCAACAAAUGUACCCAAUAAUUCACAAUCUAAAUGCAAAAAUGAUUCUUUAGAUGAGACAGUUACCUACGAUACACAUGGAGUAAGGAGCAAUCCAAGUCAGCCAUCAAACAUAGAUUGCAUGUACAACAUUUCACUUGAUAUACAGCAUCUGCAUGAGUUGAACAAUGAUCAUUCUUUAGCUGGUGGUAUAUUGUCUUGUAAGAAGGAAAAUAUUACUGGUGAACUAUUCCGACCUGCUCCAUCUAGAGAGAAGAGAUUCCGAAAACCUACUCAGAGGUAUAUUGAAGAAUCUUCAAAUGCGAGAUCAAAAGAAAAAGUACCAACUACUGGUGCAAAAUGUAAACGACGUAGUUUGUCAUCAUGUAAUGAACUUCAUGUAAGAGUUAAAGGAUUAAAAAAGAUUCCAUGCGAGAAGUCGAGUAAUGGUAAUAGUGAUGUGACGCUUUCUGAGUUGCAACGUCGCAAGAAGAAUCCAAAGAAAGAGAAACUUGAGUAUGGCAAUGAGCCAUCUUCCUUAGAGGAGUUUGAGGACGAAAAUUUGGCACCAAAAAGAUGUAGAACAAAAGAUCGUAGAAAGCAGCAAAGGAUGUGGACAAUCGCUGAAGUGACGAAGUUGGUUGAUGGCAUAUCUGAAUACGGAGUUGGUCGAUGGACUGAUAUACAGAGGUUUCUGUUUUCUUCAAGUUACCGAACUCCCACAGAUAUCAGGGACAAGUGGCGUAACCUUUUAAGAGCUAGUUCAGCACAGAAAUUCAACAAGAAAGAGGGUGAGCAAAAUGACAAGAACGGCCCCCGUCUCUUACCUUUUAGUGUGGCAAGCCGAGUUCUGGAGUUGGCUAAAGUUCACCCAUACCCAAGGCGCUCAAAGAAAUCACGCGAUAGGCAAGUUGGUUCUUCUGUUAUUGAAAGCAAAGAUUCUUCUGCUGUUAGUUUUGGCAGAAGAAAUGUACGUAGGAAGAAGUGUACUUAGAAUCUUGUAAAACAGUCCAGUGAAUUCAUAGUCAAAAGAAUGUUGUUGAAAUUUAGGUAUGACAUUUGCACAAUUUUGUACUUUCAAGUAAUUUCUGCUUGUACAUCUACAGAGGCAUAGAAAUUUCAAUCUGUAAACGUGAGGAAUCAUUGGUUAGCCUUCAUAAGUUUGCAAUCCUUAAUGCCUAACCCCUUCAAUAUUAUGAUUUUCUUGGUAAA
This is a messenger RNA of Cicer arietinum (chickpea), 1852 nucleotides long. RefSeq lists its product as uncharacterized. Lineage: Eukaryota; Viridiplantae; Streptophyta; Magnoliopsida; Fabales; Fabaceae. The record is from RefSeq and is a predicted model, not a curated record.